Cylindrotheca closterium is the source of this 1554-nucleotide messenger RNA. Lineage: Eukaryota; Bacillariophyta; Bacillariophyceae; Bacillariales; Bacillariaceae. The record is from the annotation of a GenBank genome assembly.
AUGGCAAGAAGGGCGCUGUCCAAAUUGUCCUUUGAGCUUCCAGAAGACUUUUGUCCUUCUGAAUACGAUGUAGUUUGCAGCUGGGCGCGCCAGAACUUUACAUCAGCUGGCAACAAACGCCUGAGGGAAAUCAUUGUCAUCAACACGAGCGCAUACAAAAAGGCGAAAUCGAAAAUUGAAAAGGGGAAAAUCAUUGACGGCAUUGUGGACAAUGUUGUUGCAGCCUCGCCCUCCAAAACCGGAUUCGUCAAGCGCGAUAAAGGAAGUGGUAGAUGGAUGUUUAUUGGACUUGACAAAGCUAAGGAUAAGGUGGGGCAUGCCUUGCGUCAGGCAGCCAAGGAUCGGUUCAAGAAAUCCAAACAGGAUGCUGCUGCUGCUGCUGCUGAUUCUCCUUCUUGCGACAAUGUGGCGACUAAGGAAACCAAGCUGACCACGCAUUCCGCCUUGCCAACUAGAGUCAGUAUCGAUUCGGAAAACUAUGCGGCGAGAUCAGCUCAAUCCCAUCACUAUCAUCAUCAACAUCAGCAUCACGGUCUCCUUGUUCAUCAUCCUCACCACCACCCAUUAUCCAAUGCAGCUUGGUAUCCGCACGCCGCUUCCUAUCAUCAUCCUCCACCACCACUGCCACCACCAUCCAUGGAGUACUAUCAUCGAAACUAUCCUCACCAUUUGGAAGGUUCCGCACCGUAUGGCGUUCGACCAUGGGCACCGUUUUCCGAUCAAAGUAGGGAUUAUCCGGGCAAUGACGCAAUGGAAAAGGUGGAGCACGAUGCCAUGAGCGCCCCUGCUCAUGAUGGACGGAGUCUUUCUGCCUCGUCACUACCAUCGUUGCAUCAUGAAUCAUCAGCAUCACCACCUCAUGAGCAUCAACAUCAUCAACAUCGAGUCGAACAUCAUCAGCACCAUCAUCAAACACCACCAAUGCCAUAUCCACCACCACCAUAUUCAUACGGCACAAAUCGAGCACCUGAACACUUAUUGCCACGUCCAUCACCACCCACCGAAUCUUCUUCCUCCUCUUCCGUUGCUCCUCCGCGUGGCUCACCCACAUCGGUCAUUCGAGAGGCUUACACAAGCUACUGUAAUGUCAAGAUGAUGAUUCCACCAGAGGAUUCCGAAAGACAUCCCAUGGCGUACCAGCACCAGCACAGUCCUCAUGCCCAUGCGGCGGCUCCUUAUCCUCCUCAUCCACAUUAUUAUGGUCCUGCUGUAGUACCAUCGGGACCACCGGCAGUAUCACGAACUGCAUCACCAUCUGCCUCUGUUGGAACAGCACCCACCAGUAGUGCAGCUCAGAACGAUGCCUUUGUCGAUGGUGGUGCUGAUCACCGAGGAGAAGAACCAAUCAUGAAACACAAUAAGGAAGUUGCCACUGAACCACCGCAUCCAGACGAAUCAUCCAUCGUCUCUCAUUACCAGCAAUACAACCCACAGCAAUACUAUCAUCAUCCGGAACAACAUCAGCAUCAAAAUGAUCACGACCAUCAACAUCAACAUUGUUCGCGCACUGCAUCUCCAUAUGCUGCUACAUCUCCGCCUCCCAGAUCGCACUGA